Messenger RNA from Dreissena polymorpha, 7332 nucleotides. Its product is annotated as histone-lysine N-methyltransferase PRDM9-like. The transcript has 9 exons. Lineage: Eukaryota; Metazoa; Mollusca; Bivalvia; Myida; Dreissenidae. Gene Ontology annotation, molecular function: histone methyltransferase activity; protein binding; chromatin insulator sequence binding. Gene Ontology annotation, cellular component: chromosome. The record is from RefSeq and is a predicted model, not a curated record. Gene Ontology annotation, biological process: regulation of immune system process; regulation of cytokine production; negative regulation of transcription by RNA polymerase II. Bases 429 to 3239 code for a protein of 936 amino acids.
UGAACUAGAUGUUGCAUACAAAUUGAAAUUAUCAGAUGCGCCUAAGAAGCUAAAAUCAAAAGUGUGGCAGGUUUUUUUGGUUUCAGGAUGAUAGCCCUACCAAUAAAGCAAAGCGUAAACUGUGCUUCACGGAUGUGGCGUACGCUAAGUCCGGCUCAACCACUUAUCUAAUUUAAUGCAAUAUGUCAAACACAAACAUAACGUUGAUUUAGCAAGACAAAGAGGUCGCACAAGUGCAACUACUCAAGUCGCCAGCCAGAAAAGUAGUUCUAUUUCUGUUGGAGUUUUGUUAAGUUUAUUAGAGAAUGUGAUUUGUCCUACAGGUAACAGGUGAUGCUGUCAUGGCACAGUGAAUGACGCGUACAUAGAGUUCUCUUCUGGCCUCCAAAAAGUUCAAAUUGACAAAACAAAAGACAGAAAGCAAUAUCAUGGAAAGUGAGAAUGAGAUUAUAAACGAUUUUGAUUCCACAACCCAAACUAGCGUAAACACUAUGUCUGCUAGGGUAAGUGUGGUGACCUUAAAUUCAGACCGAAAACAAGGUGACUUUAGCUGUGUUUGCGUCAAAAUGGAGACUGAUGAAUGGUAUACCGAUAAUACGGCUGCUGAUUUGUAUUCUGGGUGUGCCAAAUCAGAACAGGUUCUAUGGGAAGAGAGACAACCAGAUUGUAACAAACAAGACGCCUUCAAUGUAGUACAUGAACAAAGAGGAUGUUUACAGAUGGAUCAAGAUUACACCAAACAAGAUGGUUUAACCUCCGAAUGUGUGAAAUCAGAACAGAUGGAAUAUGAAAUUCUGCCUCAAGAUGUCACCAGACAAGCUUGCGUCGAUUCUGUAUGUGUGAACAAAAACACGAUUUCCAAUUCAAAUGCAUAUACAGCACAAGAUGAGCAGUUUCUAAAUCCAAAUACAGACCAGAGUUAUAUAACAACAAAUGAUCCCAAUUAUGUAUGUGGUAUAGCUAAACAGUAUGUAAAUACAGAUACGGACAAUGAAAAUAGAACAGAAAAUGAUCCAAAUGCUUUAUGUGAUCAUUCAAACGCUAUCGAGAAUCAAGCUCAACUGGCCUACCUAAAUUCUGUAUUUCCGAAAAGGGAAGAGAUUGAGCUUUCAAAUGUUGACCAAUAUUGUACAAGACCAACUGUGGGUGGAGAGAGAAUACAAAAAGAACGUUACUCAAACCUUGAUGUUCAUAGACAUUCAAACUCCGAAAAAGAUGACUCUGAGAUAUUGUUGGAAAGAGACAAAAGGAAGCGCGAGAGCUGUCAUGCAACUCUUGCGGAACCAAACAGAUUUCUAUGUGAAGAUUCAUCCAGUGGCGUGGUCCAGCCAAUGAGUCCUUCAUCAAGAGAUAGUGAAGUGAAUGCUGUGACAAGGACUGUCCUUUCUCUGAAACCAGCUAAGAUAAAAUUGAACGAAAAGGGUGACAGAGUAAAGAAAGUUAAGAGAAUGAAGAAAGCCAAGACCCUGAAAAAAGACAAGACUGAGUACAGUCAUCAAGAGAGGAACCUGACCAGCUGUAUGAACCUGGAACCUCGAGAUAAUGACCAUUUUCUCUACUGUGGAGAAUGCAACUCGGAGUUUGAAGGGGACUGCCCUGUCCAUGGACCCUAUAACUACAUACAGGACAAAGAGGUGCCAGAAGUGGACCCACUUAAAGCUGAUCAUACCGUGCCAGAUUGCCUUGUAAUCAAAACGUCCAAAAUAGCUGGAGCUGGUCUUGGAGUAUUUUCCAAGGAGGGACUGGAAUCCAGGGUCAUGUUUGGACCAUAUGGGGGCAAUAUCUUUGCUGAAAACCAGAAAUCAGGAUAUUGCUGGCAGGUUAAGGAAGGUAAAGCGAGCCAUUUUGUGGAUGCCCAGAACAAGGCCACCUCUAACUGGAUGAGAUACGUGAACUGUGCAAUGACAGAGGCAGAUAAGAACCUUGUGGCGUUUCAGUACAAAGGAGGCAUCUAUUACUGCACAUUGAAGCAAUUUUCACCAGGAGAGGAACUGUUGGUCUGGUAUGGAGACGAAUUUGCCAAAGAACUUGGCCUCAUCAGAGACAAAAUUGUGUGCAGUUAUUCCAGUAAAAACAGUGGUCACGUGAAUAAACACAAGAGGAUACAUACAGGAUUAAGACAGUACACCUGUGAGGUGUGUGGCUAUUUAUUUAAACGUAGUGAUCACUUGAAGACACACAUGAGUAUACAUACAGGAGAAAGACCGUACAAGUGUGAGGAGUGUGAUUAUGAUUGUAAACAUAGUCAUCACUUGAAGAUACACAUGAGGAUACAUACAGGAGAAAGACCGUACAAGUGUGAGGAGUGUGAUUAUGCUUGUAAACAAAGUAGUUAUUUGAAGAUACACAUGAGGUUACAUACAGGAGAGAGACAGUACAAGUGUGGGGAGUGUGGCUAUGAAUGUAAACGUAGUGAUGACUUGAAGAGACACAUGAAAAUACAUACAGGAGAGAGGCAGUUCAAGUGUGGGGAGUGUGGCUAUGAAUGUAAACGUAGUUAUCACUUGAAGGCACACAUGAGGAUACAUACAGAAGAAAGACAGUACAAGUGUGGGGAGUGUGGCUAUGAAUGUAAACAUAGUCAUCACUUGAAGAUACACAUGAGGAUACAUACAGGAGAAAGACUGUACAAGUGUGAGGAGUGUGAUUAUGCUUGUAAACAAAGUAGUAGUUUGAAGUUACACAUGAGGAUACAUACAGGAGAGAGACAGUACAAGUGUGGGGAGUGUGGCUAUGAAUGUAAACAUAGUGGUAACUUGAAGAUACACAUGAGGAUACAUACAGGAGAAAGACCGUACAAGUGUGAGGAGUGUGAUUAUGCUUGUAAACAAAGUAGUAGUUUGAAGAUACACAUGAGGAUACAUACAGGAGAGAGACAGUACAAGUGUGGGGAGUGUGGCUAUGAAUGUAAACGUAGUGGUGACUUGAAGAGACACAUGAGGAUACAUACAGGAGAGAGUCCAUACACGUGUAAGAUGUGUGAUUAUGCAUGUAAAGAGAGUGGUUCGUUGAAGAGACACAUGAGGAUACAUACAGGAGAGAGUCCAUACACGUGUAAGAUGUGUGAUUAUGCAUGUAAAGCGAGUGAUUCGUUGAAGAAACACAUGAGGAUACAUACAGGAGAGAGUCCAUACACGUGUAAGAUGUGUGAUUAUGCAUGUAAAGCGAGUGGUUCGUUGAAGAAACACAUGAGGAUACAUACAGGAGAAAAACUGUAUAAGUCAGUGUUAGGAGUGUGAAUUUGCGUGUAAACAAAGUAGUUUGUUGAAGAAACACAUGAUGAUACAUAUAGGCGAGAGGCCUUACAAGUGUGAGGAGAGUGAUUAUGCAUGUAUCCAGAGUGAUACCUUGAAAAUACAAAUGAAGAAACAUGCUUGGUUGUACUUGUAACCAUAGUGACGAUUUGAAUUUUGAAGAAACGCACAAGGAUAUAUAAAGUUGGUGUGUGGCUAUCCAUGGAUCCAUGGGAGGAAGACUUUAAAAAGUGUUAGGUGUGUAGUUAUCCAUAUAUCUAUGGGAGGAAGACUUUUAAAAGUUUUAGGUAUGUGCUUAUCUAUGUAUGCAUGAGAGGAAGACUUACAAAAGUGUUAGGUAUGCAGUUAUCCAUGUAUCCAUGGGAUUAAGACUUAACAGAGUGUUAUGUGUGUGGUUAUUCAUCAUCCAUGUAACCAGAGUGGUCCCUGGAAAACUUGAAGAGGCACACAAGGAUAUACAAGAAAAUAAGAAAAGCAAGAGCUAAACAUGAAGAUAUAAAAAAAUCUCUGAAACCAGUUGAGACCAAGUGACGCACGUUAUUUUGUAUGACUUUACGACACAAUAAAGCAUUGCUUUGUUAGAGCUGCAUUCAAUCUUUAAAUUUUAAUUUACUCGUCCAAUCGGUUUUAUAAUUAAAUAUGAACAGUGCCCGAUGCGCACACAUCUCCUUACCUGCAUUGCCCAUCUUCAAUUCGAAAAUCUCCGUUGCAUAAUUCACCAUACACUUCACCUUGGAAAAUGGCGUACUUUUGUUCAUAUUUAACAUGAGUUUCAUAACUUGCAUUUAAAGAGAUACUUUUUUUAUCUCAGAUAAACAGCUUUUAUAAUAAUUGAGAGCAGAUGGUGGAGUACUUAAAUUUGGGUUAGUUUAAACUCGCAUCCGUUUGUACAUGUUGGGGUUUUUAUAACAUAAGCACUGCUCUUCAAUAAUUGGUGUUCUCUUGGUUACUUGAAUGUCAUUAACGACAAGCAGAUAAUUGCUUUGUUCAUUUGUACCUUUUUCAAGGUUUGCAAAAUAUUUGUGUCUAGUUAUUUUUCAUUGUGUUCUACGUGUUAUACUCUCGCUCUUAUGAUUAUUCCAUCAAGAUGUUUAUGGUUAAUGUCUUCUUACACUUGCUUUGAAUGAUUUCAAAUUCAAUAAUGGUUUUAUCGAUGAUAUUUGUGUUAUGUAAUUGUCUAUCGAAUGUGUCAAGAUCAUAUUUUGUUUUUAUGCCCCCCUUCGAAGAAGAGGGGGUAUAUUGUUUUGCACAUGUCGGUUGGUCCAUCAACCAAAUGGUUUCGGGAUGAUAACUCAAGAACGCUUAGGCCUAGGAUCAUGAAACUUUAUACGUACAUGUGUACAAUGAUCAUGACUGGCAGAUGACCCCUAUUGAUUUUCAGGACACUAGCAGGGAUUUCCACAGGCCAUUUAACGAUCCCUCGCCGGGGCGCUUGAAUUUCGAAAUCAGAGUCCCCGGGGCGCUUGAAAUGUUCCGAUAAGUGCAUUUUUCAGUAAAAAAAAGUGGAGAUUGUCAAAAAUAUCAAGGUUUCUCUAUCAGUGUAUCAAUAUUCCCUGUUUUAAAAUAGCAUUCAGUACCUACUUUCACAAGUAAUCGCCAUAAACACCACAUGGGGUAAUGGAUAAUCCACUGAUAAGAGAAUAGCAUGUGUCAGAAAAUGGGAUGCGCAUGCGUCAGAAAACUCCACAACAAAAUUGCUUAGCUCUCACAAAAUUAAUUAUACUUCACUUAUUUCUGGUUCAGUCACAAAUUUUUCUGGUGUUGGUGGUAAGAUCUAUCCCAAAUCUAGCAUAACUUACCAUCUUAUUGGAAAAAAUUGCCGUUUUUCCCCAGUUAUUUCGCUGAUGAAUAUUAGUGAAGUAACUUCCGUCUACUUCCGGGUGUCCGACUACUAGUACACUAUAAUUGACUAUGUAUUCUAGCUCCUGUACGUUUUGUUCCUUGAUAAUUAUUAUCAGUUCGUAGCCUCUACAUGUAAGAUACAUCCUCAUGAGGUCCAUGACAGUUCAAUACUGACUAGAAAUAAGGAAAUGUCCGCCUCAGUCCUUCGCAAAGCACGGAGCCUUGGUAUUCUUGCCAUUUCUGUCAAAAAAGGUGAUAAAAAAUACCCUGUCAAAUGUAAGUUGGCAUUUCUAUAUUUGUUUUGCUUACUGGUCAACCAGUCAUCAGACAUUGAGUUAAACCCAGGACCAGUAAGUUAUCCUCCCCAGUACCCCUGCGACAAGUGUGAUCUGGAAGUGUCCUGGAGCGAGAAAACCAUCUGUUGCGACAGUUGUGAUCGAUGGUUUCACACAGACUGCCAAGAGAUAGGUCAUGGUGUCACACCGGUCUUACUGACCUGUGUGAAUGCGCGCUAAGCAUUGUGGGAAACGGACAUUUUUCCAUCAUGGCGUUGGUAAACAUAAUAAAGACGGAAGUGAAAAAUGGUAAUUACAUUUGUAAUUAUUAUCAAAAACAGGCCCCAUCAAACCGGGCCAGCUGUAAUAUAUAUUUGGAUGCAGUUUGUGCUUCAAAUGGAGCAAUUUUUCAUGUCAGUCUAUUGUUUGUAAGAAUCACUAAACACGUAUCUUAGACUAACUAAACACGUUGCAAGACGGUAUCUUCGAAAUAGUAAAUAAAUCUAAAUCAUAAAUAUUUAUAAUUAAAUACCUAAUUAUUACUAAAUUACUGAAAUGUGAGAACGUAAACGAUUUAAAAUAAACGCUGUGAACAUACAAGGAAUCUUACAUGUAGGCCUAAUGUGUGAGAGGAUUAAUCAGGGAUAAAAUAAAAUGAAGUUCGAAGGAUCUAACAUUUUGAGGAGGACGUCAUGGUAUCUUGGACAUUUGGCACUUUCAUAUAUUUAUUUAGUAGAUACUGAAAAUGCUUAAUGUGCUAAUUGCAACAUCAAAGACGAGCAGGUGAGAUUUUUACAGUUUUAUUUUUCUUGAUAUAAUAUUGUAUGUUUUCCAUUAAAUUUAUAUGCCAGUGUUUUUUUUUCACCAUUUUGCGAAUGGGGCUGGGUCCCUUUAAAUUGGGAAAUAACAAGUUUUUUUAAGUAAAUUUGGGAGAUUGAUAUUGUUGCUUUUAUGAUUAAAAAUACUUUGAAAUUGAUAAUAAUAUUGAUUGCAAUAUGAUAUAUUUUAAGGUUCAACUUAUAGCUUGACUUUGAGAUAAUUUACAUGUUUAUAUAAUUAUUAAAAUAUUUUUUGUGCUGAAACCUUCCAUUGGGAAUUUUUAGGUCCCAUUUGGAAAAAAUACAUACUUUUUUCCUUGGGGAAUUGGUCCUCUUACCGGACCCAAAUUUGAAAGAUAAAAAACACUGUAUGCUCAAUUUUAGCUCGGCUGUUUUUGGGGAAAACCCUAGGUAUUGUCAUAGACAGCUCGUCGUCAGAUGUCCGCGUCGUUCUAAAACCUUUACAUCAGCUCUAAAAUCAAAGUGCUUCCACCUAUAACUUUGAAACUUCAUAUGUAUAUGCACCUUUAUGAUUUCUACACUUCACACCCAUUUUGGGGUCACUCGGUCCAAGGUCAAGGUCACUAACCUCUAAAAAAUUUCAUUUAUUCAAAACUGCACCGCAGCCUAGCUUGGCACCCAUUAUGUGGUGCUCUUGUUUUUAUAUUUUAUUUUAAAAAUGUAUUAAUAACUAGAAUAGUUGAUGCAUGUUUAAAUAAAAAGAUACAGCCAUGAACAGUGUGUUUUAAUUUUUAAUAAAUAUGCUUUGAUUGCGUAUAUGCAAAACAAUGAAGUCCAUAAAUUGUUUACUGAUUUUUAAAAUGUUGAAUAUCACACCUUACGUACCAGUCUGUUUAUGUACGGACACUUUAUGUACCACUACCUGACACUUUAUUUACCAUAUUUAUAAAUGUAAUAUAUAGAAAUAACUAAUUUAAUAUGAAUGUGUUUUAUUGAUGAAAUGUAUUUUGUGUGAUAGUAUUUAUGAAUUUAGACUUAUAUAUUGGCCAUAGAUUUUAUUUUUUGUCAGAUUGUCUAAGUGUCACUGAGUGUCUUAGUGUAAUUUAUUAGCCCAAGUACAUGUAGUAGUUAAUAAAUGAUUUAUUAGUCUUACCUGAAAUUGAAUUAAAUUAUAAAAAUUCA